Peronospora belbahrii is the source of this 828-nucleotide messenger RNA. Lineage: Eukaryota; Oomycota; Peronosporomycetes; Peronosporales; Peronosporaceae. The record is from the annotation of a GenBank genome assembly.
AUGAUACUUCAGGGCUUUUGGAACUGGUUUCGCAAAAAUGUAUUGAGUCGGAAUCAUGAGACGAUCCCAGAGAAUACUCGUGUGAUUCAUGUGACGUCGGAGCAGCAGUUUAAGGAACUUGUGCACAAAAGCAAGACAACAAAACGCUCGGUUGUUGUGGACUUUUCGGCUACUUGGUGUGGACCGUGUCGCUAUAUAGGCCCCAUAUUUCAUGAGCUAAGUGUCAAGUAUCCAUGCACAAUCUUCCUCAAAGUGGACGUAGAUGAGCUCAAGGUAGUGGCCGAGAGAUGCAAUGUCUCGGCCAUGCCAACGUUUCAGUUCUAUCGCAACGGUAUGAAAUGCGACGAGAUGCGCGGCGCAGAUAAGAAGGGACUGGAGACGCGUAUCCAGAAGCACUAUGUCGAGGUAGAACUGGCUGCGAACGAGAAACUGCUUGUGGAGGAGACUGACGCGAUUGGAAAGAAGCUAGCGGCUGACGGAAUUCGCCAGCGCAAGUCGCAGGUGGUGACGGUAACGUCGGAAACGCAGUGGGAGCACCUCAUCCAGCAGAAUAAGGAAUCGAACAAACCGUUGGUCGUAGACUUCUGGGCUACGUGGUGCAAGCCGUGCAUCGAAAUUGCUCCAUUCUUUGAAGUGUUGAGCGGUCAAUUUCCUGCUGCAGUAUUCGCGCGCGUCGAUGUUGAUGAACUCGAGAGUGUCACGGAUGAGUUUGAUGUAUCGUCGUUGCCUUCAUUCAAGUUGUUCAUCGAUGGUAAGGUGGUGGAUGAGCUAAAUGGGGCUAUUAAGAGUGCGCUAACGAGCAUGGUCGCAAAGCACACGGCAAAGUGA